Molecule: messenger RNA, 1265 nt
Organism: Paramecium tetraurelia
Lineage: Eukaryota; Ciliophora; Oligohymenophorea; Peniculida; Parameciidae
Exons: 5
Biological process (GO): protein import into mitochondrial matrix
Cellular component (GO): mitochondrial inner membrane
Molecular function (GO): protein-folding chaperone binding
Source: RefSeq, a predicted model, not a curated record
AUGAUAUCCCUUGUCAACUUGUUUAUACCAUUUAGAUAGGCUCAUAGACUUUCAAGAAUGAAUGUUUACAACUAAAGAAGAGUUCUGUACUAGUUUUGUAGUGAGAACAAAAAAACAGAAGAAAUUGAGAAAUAACCCUCAUUAGUUAUAGAUAUUUUACACACCGUCAAAGAUUCAGCCAUUGGAUCAGCUACGAAAUUAACAGAGAAGGUGAAAGGAUCAGCCGUUAAAUUUAAAACAGAUGCGAAUCAAAAUUAGGAGACAAGUAUUGGAAAAACAUGUUUAAACAUGGCCAAAUUAGCAUGGAGAAAAACAUUUCCAAGUCAUGAUGACGAAGUAAAGGCUAGGAUGGAAACAGUCAAAGCAAAGUUAGCAGAGAGAAAGAAAGAAGAGGAGAAAUUUGCUUAGAUGACUGAAGAAGAAUUGGCAGCAAUUUAAGAGAAAAUUCCAGAAUGGAAGAGAAAUGCCAUCCAAGCUACUGAUCAAGCAACAAGUGAAGAAGCAUCUCUCAAAUCCAAAAUUGCUUAGAAGAUUUAAAGUAGACUCAAGCAGAGUGAAUAAGGUCAACAUAUAGUCAAUAGUGAAGCCUAUAAGGAGUAUGUGACAUUCAAAGCAGAAAUGAAAUAAUUCAAGGCUGACUUAUCUGAUAAAAUCUAAAAUCACCCCAGCAAUUUUGUUUAAGUGUCUUUGUAUGCAGCAAAAACUGUCACAAAUGAAAGCGAUGUUGCCAGAGCCAUCAAACAAAUGAGAAUGAUCGACCCAGACUUUGACUUAUAUGAACUAGAAAAGGAAGCAAAAGUGAUCUUCGAAUAAAUCUACAACCUUUAUCUGUUAGGAGAUUUGGAAUCCCUUUAAAAGGUGUGUGGUGAAGCCGCCCUGGGAUACUUCAAAGUAUUAUUGAAGAAGCAAGAAGCUGAAAAAUCUGAACCUAAACAUAAGCAAUUGUGGAAUGUCGAUGAAAUUAGAUUCACAAGAGCUAGCAUACCCGAUUCUGUGAAAUUACCUGUUUUUAUUUUUACAAUAAAGACUUAAGAAAUCUUUUGUUAUGUUAGCAAGAGUGACAGAUCGAAAAUCAUUGAUGGAGAUGAUGAGAGAAUCAUGUCAAUGGAUUACUAAUUUGCUUUGACUCCACAUUCAAAUCCUUCUUCUGACGAGUUUGGUCACAUUUGGGAAAUGAUCGAAUUGUAACCAUAAUAAGUUGUUAAAAUGCUUGUUUGAAUCUAUGUUAUAUAUAUGUUUUAAUAAACAUACCAAUCAUGCAGAUA